Drosophila willistoni is the source of this 1020-nucleotide messenger RNA. RefSeq lists its product as uncharacterized. The coding region runs from base 221 to 865 and encodes 214 amino acids. Lineage: Eukaryota; Metazoa; Arthropoda; Insecta; Diptera; Drosophilidae. The transcript is spliced from 2 exons. The record is from RefSeq and is a predicted model, not a curated record.
GCCCCAUAUAGAAUCAGUAUACAUUUGUCUACUAACCCAGUCGUAUCUACUUUUGGAUAUUUUUAAGUUUUAACAACCGAACCAUAUUUACAUUAAUACAAUUUUUCUCUUGUAAAUUUUUUCGAUAUUUCGGUAUUUUUUUCGUGCGUAAUUCUCAAAUUCUUUCCGCGAAAAAAAACUUUUAUCCAAAAGAAAACAAUUACAAAAGAUCCAAUCCAAAAUGAUUGCCGGAGUCGGACCGUUGCCAUUUGAUUUACGCGUCAAGAUGCAUCCAUUUUGUUUCAAAUGGCAAUCGUUUUGCUGGAGUAUCCUGAAGGCCCACAGUAUCCUGAUGUUCCUGAACGAGCACAUUAUGACUAUAAUAAUGACACCAAUUCUGAUGUUUUUAAUUGGUUAUUUGAUCAUGUUUGCCAUUAAAUGUCGUAAACAAUACAUAGAGUCGAAGCUGAUUAAAGAAACUCAAUCUAUUAAUCAGCAUUUGGAACAAAUGCGUAUUAUCGCACAGGAGCUUGAAGAGAUAGCUAGAUAUCGGGAUAUGUAUGGAGGAAACAACUUGGACCUUUCGCAGCAGGCGGAGCCAGUGCAGAUGGAAACUGAACAAGGUCGUUGGGCUGGUGGAGCUGCAUCGCCGCCGCCUUCUCUACCACCGACACCGACGCCACGUCCGCAACAACCAGCACAACCACAAAUACAACCACAACCACAACAACGUCAACCACAACCAGAAAAGUCGCUCCCAAAAACCGUUCAACAAAAGAAACGUGCAACAAAUUCCAAAUCCAAAGUUAAGGGAGGCACAUCCAACGGCACCAGCGGAGGUGCUGGGAAGAAACCCGAAGGGAGAUCAAACCGUACAAACCACUAAAGAACCAAUCAAUUUAUCUAUAUUUUGUCGAAGAAAUGGACAAUGGAAAACAUAAACCAAAAUUUGUAGUGAAUGAUCAAAAUAAUUAUGAAACUUCAUAACGAAAUAAAAUUUCGCCUUUUUAACAGUCUCGGAUGAACGUUAACAAACCAAAA